Messenger RNA from Canariomyces notabilis, 3387 nucleotides. RefSeq lists its product as uncharacterized. Gene Ontology annotation, molecular function: DNA binding; zinc ion binding; DNA-binding transcription factor activity, RNA polymerase II-specific. Bases 1 to 3387 code for a protein of 1128 amino acids. The record is from RefSeq and is a predicted model, not a curated record. Gene Ontology annotation, biological process: DNA-templated transcription; regulation of DNA-templated transcription. NCBI's taxonomy places the organism in Eukaryota, Fungi, Ascomycota, Sordariomycetes, Sordariales, Chaetomiaceae. The transcript has 3 exons.
AUGGCUGCCUCGGCGAGUCAGAAUGGAAAGCGCAGAUCGCCUUCCGCGGGGGAAAGCGAUAGAUCCACCCCGGAUCAGGCAUUCAGUCCCGCCCCUUCGACGCGGUCGUCCAGCAAACAGCAGGUACGGCACCGGGCAUCCAUCGCCUGCGUGUCUUGCCGUGAGAGAAGGAUACGGUGCGUCGUACGAGAAGGUGAGACCGAGUGUGCGCAGUGCAGAAGGACAGGGGCUACUUGCAUCAUCAAAGACGAUGACGAGAGACGACGACCGAUCUCAAAGGCAUACAUGUCGUCCCUGUCUAAUCGGAUCGCCUUGUUGGAGGAGAUGCUCAAAGAACGGGGAGUCGUUCCUCCUCCUGCUGUCCACCCACCCAAGACAAGGCAAGAGGCUCAGGCAAGACAACAGCAAGAGGAGCAACAAGCUCAGGUCAUGAAGAGGUCAACAGACUGUGAGCCAAAGGCAUUGAACGCCUCUGUGACCCAACCACCCACGCCGCCCGGGUCGGGAGACGAAGACGUCGCCAAUAGGGAAUCGGCACAGCCGAGAGGCUAUGUUGCCCCUGGGAGCCAGACCAGCCUGUUUCCUCUAAUCGACCCCGUACUAUUACAGGAUAUGGAGCCGAGAAAGGACACGGGACUCCGGCAACUCCUUUGUACCAGGGCAACCCACACAUUUGACCAGUCCGCGGGAAGAGUGCGAUUCUUCGGUCCAACAGCUAACAGUCAUGUCUAUGCCAAGUCCUCUUCUGGUUACUUCAACGCCCCGGAGCGGUCUGACCAGGCCCGCAGGGCUGAGCGCCUCAUCGGCGCCCUCAGACCUUCCACUCACGACCACCUAAUACGCUGUUUCUGGGAGUAUUACAACUCGUGCCACCAAGUGGUUGAUGAAGUAGCCUUUGAGGCCGGCCGUACUGCUCACGACCCAAGAUUCUACUCUCCAUUCCUCCACAUAACUAUGCUAGCGGUUGGCUACCGCUUUGCUGAUUGGGACCGGGAGGAUGUGAAGAGGAUGACAAUGGGAAACCGCGAGAGCACGCUCCACCGAGAAUCCAAGACCCUGUUAGAGACGGAAUUGGAGAAAUCCGGAGGAUUGCCAAUUGUUCAAGCCCUUCUCCUUCUGGCCGACUUGGAAUGUGGUGUUGGCCGGGACACCACAGGCUGGAUGUACUCGGGAAUGGCGAGCCGCCUAGCGUUUGACAUCGGACUGCACGUCAGUCCCAAUAGAGCGGAUUUGUCCGAGCUCGAGAGGCUAGCCAGGCAUCGAGUCAUGGCUGCAUGUGUCAUGUCUGACCGAAGAUGGGCUCUGUUCCUGGGCCGCCCCACGUCCAUCAAGGCCCAAGAUAUUGCCCUUGACGUAUUACCCAGGGCCCCAGGGAAGGCUUUGGCAAACCCAAGCUCCGGAGCUCCCGUGGCAAGCCAUGCCGACAUCCACCAACAGAUGUUUGAACUCAUGGAGCUCGCAGGGAAGGUUGCCGACUUCCAAAACUCGACGUAUAGCGCCACUCAGGCAUGUGUCACUAAAGGGACCGAGGACCGAGCGUAUCUGCAUUUCAUUGGGCUGGAACGUCUCUUUCACAAUUGGUAUCGCCGGCUCCCAGACAAUCUGGCGUGGAAGCCCGCAAACGUCAAGUCUGCGCACAUGGCCUUCUUUAUGCUCCACCAGCAGUUCCAUGUGUGCAUGAUCCUCCUGCAUCGGCCUUGGGCGAAGUACGGGCCGAUGUCGUUUGAUGGAGCUGCGGCGGCACGGUAUCCGAGCCCCGAUUCCCCGUGCCAUGAGAACGACCGGGCGCACGCGCUUCCUUCGUGGGCCGGCCCGCUGCCGCAUCACGAUAACAGGGCGUCCUUAUCCCGAAGCAUGUGCACACAACACGCCGUGCGCGUCGCCCGCAUCUUCUGGCAUCAUCGCCAGCGGUUUGAUGGGAGAAGGAUAGGACUCGCCGGGAUUCAGCACGCUGGCACGGCGGCCCUCGCGUUGAUGGCCGCUCUGGCACACAAGAGCGCCGAGCUUGACCACCACACCAACCUGAGGUAUCUGCAGGUGCUCUCCACUGCAAUCUAUGACAUGAGCCACUCGUACCAGCCGGCAGCGAGAAUGUACCAUCUGCUCAGGAUCAUGCUCGUCGAUAUCCGUUCAGAAAUGGCCAAGUCGGGAGGGUUUGACUUUAGCACCGUCGUCGGGCGCUAUCACCAGGGCAACAGCAUGGUGUUUGACAGCAACCCUUGGGCAGCAGCAAUCACCCCCAGCAACUUCCUGUCUGCGGACGGCUUUCAGACCAUCCCAGAAGAGGAGAGUCGUGCCAGUAAGAGACGCCGGCUGUCCAGCCUAUCCAGCAUGGACCUCUCUUGCCCGGCGCCGUCUUUCCUCGCCAACGCGGGAUGCCCAACCCCUCCGGCCACGUCUCAGAGCCCUGAUAAUUCCACUUCCAUGGUGGACAACACGGACCUGACCGGCCUGAUCAAUGACAGCACCUUUGGGCAAGACAGUUUAGAUCUGAUCCACCUCUCGUGCAUCGAAUUCAUCAACAACGGCGGUGCCCCGCCCCAGGACUGGGCGGCAGCAUCACCGACCCCCGCGCAGGCGCCCGAGUCUGCCGAGCUGGCGCUGGACUCGAACCUCACCGCCAACUCGGAAACCACCCCACCGACAACCAGCGCAGCGGGGGACAAUGCGGCAGCUGCCCCAGCUGCCGCAGUCGACGACGAUACGACAGUGGACAUGACCAUUGAGCAGUGGCUGGCUGAACCGUCUGAUCCCCUCACUCCGUCGCCUUCGUCCUCAGCUUCGGGAACAGGCUCAGCUUCUGAGGGCGCCUUGAUUGAACCAACUGCCCCCGCCUCGCUGGCUGAACUCAUCCCCAUUUCUGUGUCUCAGCACUGCCCCUCCUCUUCUGGCACCAGUACCAGCCCCAACACCAACACCAACACAGAUGGCCCAGAUACAGAUACACGCUCGGAUGAAAACGAAAACGGCCCACUGGCAAUGACUAUGGUGAUGGACCUGGACCUGGACCUGCCCGAUACGAGAGAUCCUUCUUCCUCCUCGUCAUCAUCAUCCUCUUCCUCCUGCGCUGCUAGUGGUCACGGUGGCGCCGACGCGGGUCACGCUGGAACGGAACCCUGGCUCCAUGCCAUGGGCGCGCCUCCGCCGCCCAUCACGCCGGGCGACGUCAACGGCAGGUCGCCUCUGACGCCUGUCACGCUGGACGAUUUGGUGCAGAGUGUUGAGGAGGCAGUUGGCUCGGCGCGUGCGCGGAGAGCUGCUGCUGCUGGUGUCGGUGUUGCGGCUGAGGUUUGCGUUGGUGGGGGUGGGAGUGGGAGUGGGGGUGCAGUUGCCGCUGGGAACUCACCAGUUGUGAGGAAUCGGGAGUUGGAUUUUUUGAGUCUAUGA